This is a messenger RNA of Diplodia corticola, 2475 nucleotides long. RefSeq names its product short-chain dehydrogenase reductase sdr. The record is from RefSeq and is a predicted model, not a curated record. Gene Ontology annotation, biological process: transcription initiation at RNA polymerase III promoter. Lineage: Eukaryota; Fungi; Ascomycota; Dothideomycetes; Botryosphaeriales; Botryosphaeriaceae. Gene Ontology annotation, cellular component: transcription factor TFIIIC complex. The coding region runs from base 1 to 2475 and encodes 824 amino acids. Gene Ontology annotation, molecular function: histone acetyltransferase activity. The transcript has 6 exons.
AUGCACGAGGCCAUCAUCCUAGCCAAUUGGCCCUCGUGCCUCAACAGCCUCGUCUGGUCGCAUGAUUGCAUCCUCGCACUCGCGGCAGGCGAGACGGUCGAACUGCUGAUCCCGGUCCUAAGCGCCGACAGCAAUGAUGUAGAUACCGGUCUCCAGGGCACUCAGCAUUGGAUCAACGUCCACAUUCGCACAAAUCUAUUCUCCUCAACCGAAGUCCCACCCAUCGAUCCCCUCCCCCUCCGCGCAAACUCCAUCGGCGAAGAGAUAUCCACAAGCGAUACAGCCUGCAUAGAAUGGUCUCCACCGGGUCUUGCCAAACACGCGAGGUGUGCUCUGGCCGUGCUCACGACGAACCUCAAUCUAUCUCUCUGGGUGUCGGACUCGGACCCCAAGGUUACCCGAGGCUGGAGGCGCGCGUUGGUCUUGAAUCAUGAGCUGGACAGAUAUUUCCAGCAGGUGUAUGCUCAAGAGGAAAUUCGAGUUGAGCUGGAGUGGGAGACUCAACGUAGACUGCGGAGGCGCAUAAGAUCAUUUGCUUGGAGCCCCCAACCACGCCCGUCUCAGCCAGCUGAAUACUCUGUCCAAGAAGCCCAGUUCCCCAUAAACGGUAGCUUCAUUGCAGUAUCAAACGACGACAAUGAUGUCGUCAUCCUGCGCGUCGACUCUCCUUACAGUUUCUACAGCCCUCCCUCAGCCCAGUGGUCUGCUCGUGCAGAGGCUCACUUUUCAUUUGAACCCAAGAUCGACUUGCGCCGGACCCCGCGCCCCUUCUUGCUGAUUGAGGCAAUGGGUGAGCAGCGGUAUAUUGGCAAUCUCGCGUGGAGCCCUUGGACUACAAACUCACACGGUGUGCCAGAAGCUAUCUUGGCUUACACGACUAACCAUAGCGUACAUCUGCGGCGUAUUCGCAUCUCGCCUUUCUCUUCUGACGUGUCACUGGACCAGACCGACAUAUUCUCGGAUGCGACCGUUGGAACGAGAGAAGUGCACUUGCUGCGUUGGAUGCCUAGAGCUCACGGUGAUGUUUUCUACCUGGUGGCCUUCUCUCAAGCCGGGGCUUUCUGCUUUGAAGUCCCGUGUCGAGAUCCAUCAAAGACCACGGUUUCAACCCAUGACCUUGACAAGAGAUGGGACACAGUUGCUGGUUGCGCAUUCAAUGGCCUCUCCAAAACCGAACCGAGGGUGCAAUUCCUCUCACAGCUUAGUGCCCCUGUGGUAGCAACUUCGGAGUUGAAAUUGCCCAUUCCGCCAACAACUGAGUCACGGACACCCCCUUUCCAACAAAGCAUUCGUGAUAGCGAGAAGCUUUUUAGUGCUGAGAAUGAACUCGCAGGCCACACUCACACCAAAGCAUGGGCCAUGUGUUCCUCACCAAUGGGUGACCUGGUAGCGUCCGGAGUGUCCUUCCAUCCCGGAGAUAUGGUUGAGUACACGAUCGCUGCAACAUCACGUACCCAUAUUGGAAUACAGCCCUUUGAAGACACGGCUGGCGCCUUCAUACUGCCUGCCAGUGGUGGCUUGUGCCCGGUUGAAGACCUGAGUGCGGAGACUUUGAUCUACUGCGCUCAAACUUGGCUGGAAGAGCUGCCUGAAGAAAGUAGAGCCGAGCGUUCUGUGCGUAAUACAAUAUUGGAGCAGUUCUGGAGAGCUUUGGGUCUUUCCAACCAUCACGAUGAUAGCCUUGUCGACAAGUACCCUGAAACACAUGCGGAUGGGCUCGACCUUGGGGAGCGAACGUUACUGGCCCAAACUCUACGAAGAGCAGUAUAUUCCAACGACAAGGGCAUCCUGAAACAGCGAUAUGGCCGGCUUUUAACCUUGUUCUUCGACCCCAAAGGAACGACGCAAUCAGACGAUGCCCCGGCGAUUCAGAAGCUGGUCACAGAAGUCCUCAAAGUACCAAGAUGGUCCUACCACGAUAGCGAAGCAAGCCAAAAGAUCAGAACAGUCUAUUCGUCUAUGCUUCCUUGGCUUUCGGAUGCCGAGGCUAGCGGCAUGUAUGACGGUGCUGGGGAAACCUUGAUAGACAAGCACGUGGAAAGAUGCGAGAUCUGCGAUGAUAGCAUUGGCUUCGAGAGCUUUGCAUGGGCGCGGUGUGGCCAAGGCCAUGAGUUCGUGCGCUGUUCUCUCACAUUCCUCGCUAUCCAGGCACCCGGCAUUUCCAAGCUGUGCGGAAUUUGUGGCAAGCGUUAUUUGAACGAGGAGUCUGUCGUUCGGACAGACAAGUUGGCAGGAGCCGACAAAAGUCAGCAGGACCUCGCCAUGCCAAACGUUGAUGGCGGCCAACAAGGCGAUAUCCUCCCUUCGGCUGAAACCAACGUGACCGCCGGUGAGGGAUCAGCCAAGCAAGGAGACGGUACCGGUCAAGGCAAAGCAGCCACAGCUGAUUGCGAACGGUGGCCGAUCACGUUGGCACGCAUAGUUUUUGCAGCUUGCGAUGUGUGCAUCUAUUGCGGGGGCAAGUUCGUGGGAUGA